GCUCAAACUUUUGCCCUCUCCUCUCUCUCUCUCUCUCACCGACGCUUGCAGCCCCCACUGUCUCAUUAUCUUUGAUAUUUCAAAUAUUUCUCUGAUUUAAAAAAGAAUACCCAUUUGCUUAAAUAAGCUCGAUCGUCAUCGUCGUCGCCAAAUAUUCCACCCUUUUGUUAUUUUAACAUUUUCCCAUCUCGAAUUUAGUUGCGGUAGGUCGGCUGACGAUCUUAAUUUGGCGCGGCAAUUGCUUUUUUAAAACAUGCUUAUUUCGAUUCGAUAGAGAUUCAUGUCGUCAGGCAGUUGUUUGUUCUUUUCACAAUGGACAUUUUUAUUUGAUUUUUCUGUCAAUAAUGCAGAUUAAGUCCAUACGAUUCAUAUCUCCUGGUUUUCUUCUUUUAAUUUUUUAUCACUCAGCAUGCUUUAAUGGGUAUGAUUUAAAUUCAUGGAUUGCUGCUUUAAAGCAUUGAAGUGACCUAAUUUUUGAGAUGAUCUUUUCAGGAACUGAGAAAUUUUGAAUUUGGCAGAAUGUUUUGAAUCUGUGAAAGAUCAAAGAAGUCAUUUGGGAAAAUGACAGUUGAUCGCCAGGAAGUUAAGGCUGUGGAGAAGAGGAGCGCCGUGCUCGUCGGGAUCCUAAUCGACAGCACGAGCAGAGAGCUGCUCAACUGGGCUCUGGUGAAAGUUGCAGAACCCGGCGACCGUGUUCUUGCAAUUCAUGUUUGUAGAGAAUCCGGUCCAAAGAAUAAAGCCUUGUUGGAUGAUUAUUUGGAAGAUUAUGAAGGUCUUUGUCAUGUGAAGCAGGUAGAACUCACUGGCAAGGCCUUGUCGGGAAGCUCCAUCCGAAAGGUUUUGGUGAGAGAGGCAAAGAAGUAUGCAGCCGCGGCUGUAGUUUUGGGGAUAAGCAGGCAGAAUGCUCUCAGGGGUUGGGCUUCAAAAGCCAGAUAUUGCGCCAAGCAAUUGCCACUGACUACCGAAGUUCUGGCAAUCCAUGAUGGGAAGGUUAUUUUCAGAAGCUUUUCUCGAAAUCUUCUUCCGGGACUUGGUGGAGAUCCAAAGCCAAGCAUUUGUCUAAUAAGAAACUCCACUGUCAAAGAAAAUUCUUCGGAAUAUGGUGAUUCUGAGGCCUCAGAGACAGAAAAGCUGGGUUCCGAAGUGGUUCAGAGUUUCGAAAAGGGAUUGAGCAAUGUUAGUGAAGUUUUGAAGGAUGACUGUUUUAGUUUUGUUGAUGAGCACAGGCGAGUUUCCGCGAGAUCAGUCUCUCUCUCUUCAGAUGAACUCUCAAUCUCUUCAGAGCAGAGUCCUGGUUGGCCUCUACUCCAAAGAGCGAUUUCAGUAGAUACAUCACAAGCCCUGGGAGCUAGAAACAUGUCUGUGGUGCAAUGGGUAAUGACUUUGCCGAAUCGGUCUCCUCUGGAAACUACUCUGAAGGGUAGAUUUUCUUCAAACAACAAAGAAAUUCCUUUGGGAGGAAAGACUGGUGAGCUAGUAGAAAAGUUGAAACUUCUUCUCAGCAAUAUGUCAUCUAUGUGCCAGUGGUUCAGUUAUGAGGUUUUGAAGAACUGUACUUCUAAUUUUUCCUCAGAAAAUUUGAUUGGAAGAGGAGUGUGCAGCCGUGUAUACAAGGGGGUUUUCCCUAAUGGCAAACCGGUGGCGGUAAAGAUUUUGAAAUCAUCCAAGGAAGCAUGGAAGGAUUUUGUCCUGGAAGUUGAGAUUAUAUCCUCAUUGAAGCACAAAAGCAUUAUGCCUUUGCUGGGAAUCUGCAUUGAAGAUAAUGAUCUUAUCUUUGUUUAUGAUUACUUAUCUAAAGGAAGUCUAGAGAAAAACCUGCAUGAUGCAGAAGAAAAGUCCGUGUUGUCAUGGGAAGUGAGAUUUAACAUAGCUUUGCAGGUUGCUGAAGCCUUAAGUUACCUACAUGAGGAAUGUUCUCGGCCCGUAAUACAUAGAGACAUCAAGUCUUCGAACAUUCUACUGUCAAGUGGGUUUGAACCACAGUUAUCGGAUUUCGGGCUUGCAAUAUGGGCACCAACAACUUCAUACCUUCUAACUCAAGGUGACAUAGUUGGAACUUUCGGCUAUCUUGCUCCAGAGUAUUUCAUGUAUGGGAAAAUCAGUGACAAGAUUGAUGUCUACUCCUUUGGAGUGGUUCUACUUGAACUGUUAUCGGGAAGAAAACCAAUUGGUUCUGAGACUUCUAAGGCCCAAGAGAGUUUAGUCAUGUGGGCAAAGCCGAUAUUAGAGAGUGGAGAUCCAAGGGGCAUACUUGACCCAAACUUGAAUCAAAAUUUUGAUGAGGUUCAAGUUCAAAGAAUGGUUCUUGGAGCUGCACUCUGCAUCACCCGGACAGCUCGGCUUCGUCCUAGAAUGAGCCAGAUACUGAAAAUCUUAAGAGGGGAAGAAGAUGUCAGCCACUUUGUGAUUUCUCAACCCAGUGAUCAAGAAGUUUCGGAAAAUCUGGGUGAGAAUGAUGAUGAAGUUUAUCCCGACUCAAGCGUGGAAUCACAUUUGAGUCUUGCAUUUCUAGAUGUAGAUGAUGACUCUACUUCGCUCAGUAGUGUGGAGCAAAGCAACAGUAUCGCUAUUGAGGAAUACUUCAAAAUGCGAAGUCGGUCAUCAAGCUUCAACUAGUACCCCCUCUACCAUCUUACUUUGGAUGAGACAGUUUUGUCAUCAACUCAGCUGGCAGAUUUACAGUUUUUCUUGUAAAAUUGAGAGGGAAAGAAGUGUUUGCACCCGAUCACAAUUGAGGUGGUUUGUAGAUUUAGACAUGUAGAAUCCAGUUGCAAUUAAUACCAUGGAAGGAUCUAACUGUGCAA
Molecule: messenger RNA, 2804 nt
Organism: Malania oleifera
Lineage: Eukaryota; Viridiplantae; Streptophyta; Magnoliopsida; Santalales; Ximeniaceae
Product: protein kinase STUNTED-like
Exons: 10
Coding region: 562-2616 (684 amino acids)
Biological process (GO): protein phosphorylation
Molecular function (GO): ATP binding; protein kinase activity
Source: RefSeq, a predicted model, not a curated record